AUGAUAAAAGUACAGUCGACGUUAACAUUGCCAACAUAUCAGCCAAUACCUAGUGGACUAUGUUGUAUGAAUUUUAUGAGUUUAAAGGUAAUAAUUACACUUACAAACUACCUCUUUAUACUUUAUUCAAGUUUAUAUUGCAUAAAGUACUAUUAUAUUACUUUUCUCUACCCUACGUCUUACUAUAAAGUAUAUCCCUCUCCCUAUCUUACUCUAGUUUUUACCACCAUAUAUUUUACCCUACCAUGGUCAAUCGUACGCUACUUACUAUAACCUACCCUAUCUUUCCUUGCAUUACCCUGCUUUCUACUAUAACUUAACACAUUUGCUAUCAUGACCAGGGCCGGGCGGGGACUUUUGGACUGGGGGCAGGGGUCCAAAAAAUCGGCACAUGUGGUGUGCCGAUUUUUUGCGAAAUUUUCUUCCAAAAAUCCACAGGGGGGGGACCAAGUUCAAAUUUUUUCGAAAAUUUUUUUCUGGGGUGGGAUACCCCCCCCCCGUCCCCUCCCCCCUCGCGCCCGGCCCUGAUCAUGACCUAUCCAAUACUGUCUUACUUCCUAUCAUGACUUAACUCACUCUACCCUUACUUUAUCCUAGUUCUUAUUUUACUCCCUACCAUAACUUUUCCUAUCCUACCCUACUCUGCCCUGCGCUAAAUAAGUGUUAUACUAUUUUUUUGAAAUUACAGUAAGAAUCAUUUACGGUAAUAAGUGUUUUGCCACUUUUGCAAUUCGAAAGAGUUUUGUUCUAUGAAGUAGGGGCGAAUCGAGACGGUUUACGUACCAUUUGGGCCUUAUUUUGAGUGUUUUUGACGGAUUUUAGCUAAUUGUUUUCGUCGAAUUCGGCGGGGUCGAUAACCAUAGAUCGACCUUUUAAAUGCACUUUUAAAAUUUAAAAAAAUUAUAAAAUUUUUAUUUCGUAAAGAAUUUUUUAUAAUUAAAAAAAAUUUUUUUUUCUUUUUUGACUUAAUUUUUUACCCCGAAUCAAAAAAUUCUCCACCGCACCCUUAAAUUAUUUCCUACCCCCACCUCAAAUUUAGAAAAGUAAUUUCAGACAGGAGCCUACAUAGUGGUAUACAUAGAUCUAAUGGGCCUAACAGCACAACUAGCCUAUGUAGCGGCCAGAAUGAUGAUAUAUUGUUGUACAACAUGGACAUUUGUAAUCACAACAGCAGCUGUAGUACAGCUUAUCAUAUGUUAUUUGUUGUUUCAUGGUGUGAAAUAUAAUCGACCGGUAUUAUUGGCGUUGUACCUCAGCAUUGGCAUCAUUCUACGAGGAUUUCUGGCUUUUUUCGCUUUGUCAAUCAUUGCUUUUGCUAGCUUUUUUGAGUCUGUUCGUAAGUUUAUUAGCUAGUCCGGAGCCCUAGCCCAAAGCCAUAACCCAGAACCCUAGCCCAGAGCCAUAGCCUAACUUAAUAUGAUCUAAUGUUACAGAAGACAGUGUACUAGCCCGAGAUGCGUUCGUAAGAUGUUCAGUGUUAGCAUCAAUAUUAGUUAUUCUAAUAGGAAGUGGCGUAGUAAUAUACAAAUGUUUGGUGUUUAUCCGAGAUGUUCAGGACUUUUACAAAAAUAGCCAAAGAGAUUUUUCGUUGUGUCCUCAUACGGUGAGUUACCACAACAAAAUUUUACGUUAUCACCACAUUUUUUAUAGAAUUUUGUUUCAUUUUGACAGUUUUAAUAGAUUUUCUGGUCAUCAUGGCAAUUGUUAGCGAUUUUUUUAGAUUAUGAAAAUUUUUUUGAUUUUUUUGUCAUCAUGACAUUUUUAUGAAUAUUUUGUCAUUAUGACGCUUUUUAUCAUUUUUUUGUCAACAUGACAAAUUUUAUGAAAAUUUAAAUAUUUGCCAUCAUGACUCGUUUUAUAAAUCAAAAUUUUUUCAGGAUUACAUAUGCCGCCAAGCUGCUGGCUUACUACCGACCGAUUACAACAGCGAUAUGGUGUAUCGAAAUACGGAGAAAAUGGCACGCUGUCAAUUUCAUCCGACCGAAAAUAUGAUUGGAAUUGACAAAAAUGGACAUUCGGCCAUUUAUCAACUUGAUGACCGCCCUACUGAUGUUUAG
Molecule: messenger RNA, 2057 nt
Organism: Bursaphelenchus okinawaensis
Lineage: Eukaryota; Metazoa; Nematoda; Chromadorea; Rhabditida; Aphelenchoididae
Source: the annotation of a GenBank genome assembly